Molecule: messenger RNA, 1546 nt
Organism: Pomacea canaliculata
Lineage: Eukaryota; Metazoa; Mollusca; Gastropoda; Architaenioglossa; Ampullariidae
Product: acid phosphatase type 7-like
Exons: 11
Coding region: 127-1437 (436 amino acids)
Molecular function (GO): acid phosphatase activity; metal ion binding
Source: RefSeq, a predicted model, not a curated record
UUUAUCGUGGUGACACGGUAGUCACUGAUAAGAAAACUGUUAUAAAAGUCAUCAUCAGCCUGUAGACAGCAGGAACUGGCCGACUUUGGGAGAGACUUGCCUGUUGAGCCACUUCCAGCGAGCAGGAUGGGCUUUGGUUGCAGCGCACUGCCGGUGCUUCUGGUGCUGGUCAUGCCGCCUGUCUGGGGCCUCAUCUAUGUGCAGCCUGAGCAGGUUCACCUGUCGUACGGCGAUGUUCCGACCGAAAUGGUGGUCACGUGGGUGACCCAGGACACGACCUCAGCAUCAACAGUGAUGUAUGGCUUGUCAGACCUCAAUCAGACAGCCUCAGGAAGCAUGACUACAUUUGUGGAUGGUGGUUCCCAGCGUCGUACACUGUACAUUCACCGCGUGACACUCACUGGUCUAAAGCCCGGACAGAAAUAUGUGUACGUGGUUGGAGGACCAGAAGGUUGGAGUGAAGAGUUUCAUUUCAGUGCCAUGAGGGACGGCAGUGACUGGAGUCCCAGGCUGAUAGUGUACGGCGACAUGGGCAACGAGAACGCACGAGCUCUGCCUUACCUUCAACUGGAUGCCACCACCGGACACUUUGAUGCUGUCCUGCACGUGGGUGACUUUGCCUACAACAUGGAGGACUAUGAUGCAAUGGUAGGAGAUGAGUUCAUGCGACAGAUAGAAGUCAUUGCAGCAUUUGUGCCCUACAUGACUUGUGUGGGAAACCACGAAUAUGCAUAUAAUUUCUCCAACUACCGUAACCGGUUUACAAUGCCUGGUGGAGAUGGCACAGGAAUGUACUUCAGCUGGAACAUCGGCCCCGCCCACAUCAUCAGCUUCAACACAGAAGUGUACUACAAUGAAUACGCCACCACAGACAACAUCAAACGUCAGUAUGACUGGCUGGAGGCGGACCUACAGGAGGCCAACCAGCCAGCCAACCGUGCAGCCAGACCUUGGAUCAUCACCAUGGGACACAGACCCAUGUACUGCUCCAACGACGACGACGACGAGAUGUGCCGCAACCCCGCAAAUCCUAUACGCAAUGGCACCGCUGCCUUUUGGCCAAACCUGGAGGACCUGUUCUACAAAUAUGGAGUGGAUUUGGAAAUAUACGCACAUGAACACUCCUACGAACGGUUGUGGCCCGUGUACAAAUCAAAGGUGUGCAACGGAAGCAGUGAACCUUACACCAACCCACCAGCACCAGUCCACAUCAUCACCGGCUCAGCGGGAGAUAAGGAGGGUCAGGAAAAGUUCCUGCCUCACCCAGAGGUGUGGAGUGCUGUUCGUAGUGAUGACUAUGGCUUCACCGUCAUGGACAUCAUCAACUCCACACACCUGACUCUCAGCCAGGUGUCCACUGACAAGGAAGGACAGGUCAUCGACAGUGUUAUCCUCGUUAAGGAUAAACAUGGCGCUGGGCUGUACAACUGUGUGUAAGAAGAGGGUCGGAAACUGAAUCACAACUGACAGCUUCGCAACACAAAGCCUGCUUACUCCUUGACAAGCAUUCAGUGAACAAGAAAGGCAAUAAAGUGAUUCAAAAUUA